AUGCCAUACGAAUUGCUUGCUAGUGCUAAGUGGGCCAGUGCUGAUUGGACAUUGGAAACUCGAAUAAACUUUAAAUUUCAGCAAAAUGCCAAGACACUGCUCAUCCUGCAGGAGAAGCCAGGUUUUUCAGAAGGUCAGAGAUCCCAGAGAUUCUCAAAGAUGCAAGUUGUCUAUGUGAGACUGCUCCUGUUCAGUGUGACCUGGGCAGCUAUGAUAAUUUACAGGGGCCACCAUGAAAACCAUGGGUAUUCUAUGUUUAAGUAUGUUUACCUAUCUCCUGGGAAGAUAGGCCAAACUCACUUAAAGCAGGAAGAAAAAAGCAAAGACAAUAUCACCCUUCACCGUUUUGACAAGAGAAGAAACCAAGAGCUGCCAUCUUAUGAAAAUAUUGUCUUGGAAAGUGAGAAAGUUUUGUUCCUUCUUGAAGCCAAUGUGAAUAACCAAAGUAAUAAAUCCACAUAUCUCUCUGAAAAUAGACAAACUCUAAAGGAAGAGCACAGAGUCAUUCACAAUGGGAAGGCCCACAAGGAUGGAAUGGAGCUCACAUAUCCCCAAUCCACUGGCUCCAGAGGGGCCAAGGAUGGAGACAAUGGUACCAGGAGCCUAGACAACCAGGAGGAAUAUAGUGCAGCCCUCAUCAGAAACAAGGCGCACCAUGUAAUGACAGUGACAGAAGAGGGGAAGGAAGAAAACCAAGAGACAAAUCCUAGAAAUAGUCAAAGAAAAAUUCCAGUAGAUGUCAACCAUGCUAAAGCCCACUCCAAAGGUAAGAAAAGUCAUCAACCAGGUGUACGAGCCCAGAGUAGCCCAGUAACAAACAAGACCACCCAGCAUAACCGACGCAGCACUCACUACCUACCACAGCUCUCCAAAGUACGCAGAGUCCCCAGUGAUUUUGAAGGCAGUGGUUACACAGAUCUCCAAGGGAGAGGGGAUAAUGACAUUUCUCCUUUCAGUGGAGAUGGCCAACCUUUUAAGGACAUCUCUGGCAGAGAAGAAGCUGUUGGACCCAACCUAGAAAGCGUAGAUAGACAAACAGGGCUCUCAGGUCUGGGUGAGGCUGAGACUGUGAACACUGACAUAAGGGGCCUGGGUCCUAAUGAGAUCCCGGAGGGAAAGGAACAUGGUGGUGAUGCCCAUGCUUCCAGGGCUGGGACCUCAAAGGGGGCAGGAGAGGCAGCCGUGAGCCUGGUAGAGGGCAGCAGUGACAUCACUGGCAGUACCAACUUCAGAGACCUCCCCGGGAAAGAAGGAAACAGAGUAGACGCUGGCAGCCAGAAUGCUCACCGAGGGAAAAUAGAGCUUCAUUACCCACGUGCACCCUCCAAAGAGCAAAUCAAAGGAGACAGUGGUAUUACCACUCACAAUGAAAUUCCUAAGCACGGCAGAGGUGGUACUAGAAAAGCUACAGAGCUGUCUGGUAGGAACCAAGGGGCCUCAAGUGAAAAGCACCAAUCUUCUAGUAAGGGCGAAAGUCAGGGCUUCAUUAUUCCUUCUCAUGGUCUUGAUAAUGAAAUUAAAAAUGAAAUCGGUUCCCAUCGUGGCCCCCACAAUGAGGGGAACGUGAUAACGCACAGCGGGAAGAAUUCCUAUGCACCCCGGGGACAAAAUGACUGGGUAAGGAGUGAGGGUGGGUCACAAAGGAGAGGCCCGUGGGGCUACAGAAGACACCCUUCUAGUAGGGGAUUUAGUUCCCGGAAGAGGGGCAGUAGCAGUGAGUCAUCUGGCAGCAGCAGCUCAAGUGAGAGUGGCGGCCACUAGUCCUGGGGGCCUCCCCAUCGCC
This is a messenger RNA of Fukomys damarensis (Damara mole-rat), 1783 nucleotides long. RefSeq names its product matrix extracellular phosphoglycoprotein (gene Mepe). NCBI's taxonomy places the organism in Eukaryota, Metazoa, Chordata, Mammalia, Rodentia, Bathyergidae. The record is from RefSeq and is a predicted model, not a curated record. Gene Ontology annotation, cellular component: extracellular matrix. Gene Ontology annotation, biological process: biomineral tissue development. Gene Ontology annotation, molecular function: extracellular matrix protein binding. The transcript is spliced from 4 exons. Bases 1 to 1761 code for a protein of 586 amino acids.